AUCGCAGCGUCGUACGGGAACAUCGUGUGUGUGUUUGAGCCGCUGGAGGUCAGUCCGGAAGGGAAAGCACAGAAAAAGCUGAAUUAUCAGUGGCAGAAGAGUGGGCAGUUUGCACUUCCGUCCACCGCACACAUCCUGACCUGGCAUCCCAGCGGGUCGUGUCUGCUGACGGGCUCGGUGUGUGUGCAGUUGUGGUGUGAUGUGUGUUUCAGCACACACACUGAAGAUGAAGCUGCUGCUGAGCUGCACUCCUGGAGAUGUGUGUGGCAGUGCAGGUCUCCGCCAGAGCUGCCGUCUGCAGCCGAGAGCAACUUCUCCUUCAUCUAUCUGGCACAUCCACGCUCCGUUACAGGCUUCUCCUGGAGGAAGACCAGCAGAUACAUGCCCAGUGGCACCAUGUGUAACGUGCUGCUGACCUGCUGUAAGGACAGUGUGUGUCGACUGUGGGCUGAAACUCUGCUGCCCAGCGACUGCCUGCUGUCAGGACACAAUCACAGCAGCACCGACCCGAUGAAGAACAACAACAGGAAGAAGAGCAGCGCCAGCACCACCCGCACGCUCAACCAGAACCACAGCCCGCUGGAGGUGUCGUUCGUGUCCAGGAUCCCGGUGGCGUUCCCCACGGGCGACGCUAACUCUCUGAGCGGCAGUGUGGUGAUGUACGCCUGCAACAGGAAUGUGGAUCUGGCGCUCCAGCAGGGGCGUCAGCGGCCCGCCGGCCUGCACUCGUCCUCCGCCCUGAUCACCCAGAACAAGCCCUCGUGCAGCAGUCUGCGCCUCAGCAUCUUCACCCCGAGUGUCCUGAUGAUCUCCAAACACACUGACGGAUCCCUCAACCAGUGGGCGGUGAGCUUCGCCGAGGACUCUGCCUUCUCCACGGUGCUCAGCGUGUCCCAUAAAUCCCGGUACUGCGGACACCGCUUCCACCUCAAUGACCUGGCCUGCCACUCGGUGCUGCCGCUGCUGCUGACCACCUCACACCACAACACCCAGAACCAAACCCAGAGCCCAUCCCCGACCCAGACUGCGUCCCGCAGGAGCAGAGUGGCGUCGGGUGGAGUGGGCCAGGAUCCCAAUGCGGUGUACAGUGAGCUGAUCCUGUGGCGAGUGGAUCCCGUCGGGCCGCUCUCCUUCUCUGGUGGCGUCUCGGAGCUGGCGCGGGUCAACUCUCUGCACACCUCUGCAUUCUCCAAUGUGGCCUGGCUGCCCACGCUCAUCCCCAGCAACUGCCUCGGUGUGUAUGGAAACUCACCCAGCGCAUGCUUCAUCGCCAGCGACGGACACUCGCUCAGACUCUACCAGGCUAUUAUUGAGGCCAAAAAACUGCUGAGCGAACUCUCCAACCCUGACAUCUCUAAAUAUGUAGGAGAGGUGUUCAACAUCAUCAGCCAGCAGUCCACGGCCCGACCCGGCUGCAUCAUCGAGCUGGACGCCAUCACAGAGUUUCAGGGGAAGGAGACGCAGAUGCUGCAUGUGUUUGAGGAGCAGCUGAUCCUAGGAAACCACAACACAGAGGAGGUGGAAGAGGAGUCUGUUUCCAGGCAGACGCUGUUCUCGGCGCGGUUCUUCCUGGUGGUGGUGGAGAUCACACAGAGCCGCAGGUCACUCCUGCACAUGUGGCAUCUACAGCUCCACGCAGAGCCCGUCAGCAUGGAGCAAACUCAGCCUCCUGCAGAAAAGCAGACGGUCUCUCCAUCAGCCCAGUGUAACUUUGAGUCGGUCAGUUCCUCCAGAUCUAAACUGAGCACCUCCAACCUGCAGAGCGCCUGCCGGCUCAGCCUGACCAGCAGCAGAGUCUACAGCCAGGAGAUGCAGCUCCCGCAGGGGGUGGAGGUUCUACGGGUCACGCCUGCUGCAGGUCACCUGAGCUCCUCGUCCCUGCAGCCGGCCGGUCAGGCUCCGUAUCUGCUGGCCACCUCCUGCUCAGACGGCAGCGUGCGCUUCUGGCGGUGCAGCACCGCGUGUGCAGAGCACACAUACGUGUGGGAGGAGUGGCCUCUGCUGGUGGAGGCAGGCGUGGCCAACAGCAGCGCGCUGAACGUGUGCGGAGCGAUCGCAGGCCUCAGCUGCUGCCACACCAGCAGAAUCGCCGUCGCACACCGCAGCGCGCACACACACCUCAGCGCAGACACACACCUCAGCGCAGACACACACCUCAGCGCAGACACACUCAUGCACAUCAGCAUCUUCCAGUGCGAGUCCACCGGCGGCUCCCAGUGGAUCCUGGAGCAGAAGCUGACGGUCAGCGGAGACGCAGAGAAACUCAGCGAGAGUUUCAUCAAUAAUAAUAAUAAUAACAUCACGUCUAAAGGCAUCAAGAGGCAGGUGCACCUGGACUGGGUGUCCAGAGAGGACGGCGCUCACAUAUUAACUGUAGGUUUAGGAUCGAAGCUCUACAUGUACGGGCUGCUCUCCGGAAAGCCUCCAGAUCUGGGCUCCUCAGACUGCAGCAGGGAGCUCCGCUUCUGCCGGCUGGUGCUGCUCAGGGUUGUGGAUCUGGUGUCGUCCGUCGAGGGAUCUCCACCUAUUCCUGUCUCUCUGUCCUGGGUGCGGGAUGGGAUCCUGGUGGUGGGGAUGGACUGCGAGAUGCAUGUGUAUUCUCAGUGGCAGCCGGCCUCAUUGCACAGACACGCUCUCAGCAGCAGCUCCGGCAGCGCUGCUUCGUUGAAGCAAGACGGACUGAGCCCGAACCCCAGUAAGAAGACUCUAUCCAGGUCCAUGAGGAGUCUGGCGCAGAAGCUGAGCGGGAAGAGGACGGUGCUGGACCUGCCGCAGGAGAUGCAGGACUGUGGGCUGUUCGAGGCGGCUCAUCAGCUGUUCCCCACGCUGCCGCAGUACCACCCCGUGCAGCUGCUGGAGCUCAUGGACCUGGGAAAGAUGCGGCGUGCCAAAGCCAUCCUGGCACACCUGGUGAAGAGCAUCGCCGGAGAGGUGGUGUCCUUGAAGGGUCAGGAGCGGCGUGUUCGUUCUCUCACCAUCAGCACCAGCGGCAGCACCACCCGCGACCCACGAGAGAUGUUCAGCCGGACGGAGAGCGCAGACUACACUGAGAUCGACUCCAUCCCGCCGCUGCCGCUGUACGCACUGCUAGCUGCUGACGAGGAGACGGCCACCAAUGCUAACGAGCGCACUGACGCCCUGACGGACAGUGUAUCAGCCCAUGGUGUGCUCACCUCCAGCCACAAGGAUGCAUAUGACGAGCUCUUUGUGGGCGGCGGGGGCGCUGUGGAGGAUCUGGACCCUUUUGAUGAUGACGACGAUGAUGAGAAUGAUGCUAGCGCUAAAGUGAUCGACCUGUCCAAAUACAGCCCUGUGUUCUUCGGGCCGGAGCAGGCUCAGGUGCUGUCGGGUCACCUGCUGCACUCCAGCCUGCCGGGGCUCUCGAGGAUAGAGCAGAUGUCUCUGAUGGCGCUCGCUGACACCAUCGCCUCCACCAGCACCGCCAUCGGGGACAGCACAGGUGGAGAGACGCUGGAUGAAUGUGGGCUGAAGUUCCUGUUAGCUGUUCGUCUGCACACAUUCCUGCUGACGUCUCUGCCUCCGGCUCACCGCGCUCCGCUCCUCUGUCAGGGUCUGUCCACCUGUCAUUACGCCUGGGCGUUUCACUCAGAGGCAGAGGAGGAGCUGCUGAACCUGCUGCCGGCGCUGCAGAGAGGAGAGCCGUCCUGGCCGGAGCUCAGGGCGAUGGGUGUGGGCUGGUGGCUCCGCAGCAACAACAAACUGCGCAGAUGCAUCGAGAAGGUGGCCAAAGCUGCUUAUCAGAGGAACAACGACCCGCUGGACGCUGCGCUGUUCUACCUGGCCAUGAAGAAGAAAGCAGUGGUGUGGGGACUGUACAGGUCUCAGCAGAAUGUGAAGAUGACGGCGUUCUUCAGUAACAGUUUCAGUGAGGAGCGCUGGAGGAGAGCGGCGCUGAAGAACGCCUUCUCUCUGCUGGGGAAACAGCGCUUCCAGCACUCCGCUGCCUUCUUCCUGCUCGCCGGAUCACUCAAAGACGCCGUCGAGGUGUGUAUAGAGAAGCUGCAGGAUCUCCAGCUGGCUCUGGUCAUCUGUCGGCUGUACGAGUGUGACUUCGAGAUGUCCUGCUCCUAUAAGCGGAUCCUGCAGAGGCAUGUGUUGGGUCAGGAGCAGCUUUCUGCCAAUCAGGACCCGUUCCUGCGCAGCAUGGCCUUCUGGGUACUGGAGGACUACAGCGGAGCUCUGGACACGCUGCUGGAGGAGCCGCAAGCCGACGGAAGCAGCCUGUCUUCUUCCUGUAACCCUGAGGUGUUCAACUUCUACCUGUACUUGCGCACACACCCUCUGCUGCUGCGCCGGCACCUGGGCUCCGCGGGGGCAGCCGGUGUGGGUCUGCAGGGCGAGAGUCGGCCGCUGGACUCCAUCAGUCUGACUGAGCGCAGGCUCUUCUUCACGGCUGCGUACGCUCACCUGCAGGCCGGAUGCCCCAUGCUGGCUCUGGAAGUGCUCUCCAAGAUGCCCGCAGUGGUGAAGAGCUCUGGAGUGCACAGCGCCUCUGCAGGCCUGGAGAAGAACAGCAGCCAGAGACAGCAGACGUCAGCUGUGGACUGGUCUCCGGCGGUGCAGAACGGGCUGGACUCAGUGUCGUCACUGUCGUCUCCACGUGAGGACAGUCAGUCAGACUCGGUGCUCAGUUUCGACUGGAGUCAGCCCUCCGUCACGCUGCAGGACGAGCCGCUGGAGCUCCACUGGGAGGAUGAAGAGGAAGAUGAUGAGGAGGAGUCGGGGCUGGCCAUGAAGAGCAUCCACCCAGACAGAGAGCACAGCCUCACACCAGAACAAGGUGCAGCGGCGUCCCCCUCGUCCCCGUGUGCAGACAGCAGCAGCAGCAGUGGUGUUGUUCUCCCGCUGAGCUCCGACAUGCUGGCAGCACAGCUGAAGUUCAGCUCCUGCCUGAAGAUGCUGACGGCGGAGCUGCGGACGCUCUCCACGGGCUGCGAGCUGGACGGAGGGAAGCUGCGGCACCAGCUGAGUGUGUGGCUGGAGCGUGAGGUGGCGGCGCUGCAGAAGAGCUGCGGGUACAACCCUCUGCUGGAGCCGCAGCCGCAGCACCGGCGCAGACACUGGCUGCAGAAGAACCAGCCGCUCCUGCGCAUCUUCCUCAGCUACUGCAGCCUGCACGGCUCACACGGAGGAGGACUGGCUUCUGUACGCAUGGAGCUCAUACUGCUGCUGCAGGAGUCACAGCAGGAUGGCGGUCUGCAGGUGUCAGUCCCCGCUCCGCAGCAUCUCUCCGUUCCUCUUUUCCUGGCCUGGACCGCCAGCUCUAAAACAGUGGUGGCCAAUCCCAUAAUGCACCUCACCAACCUGACCCACGACGUCCUGCACACCAUCACGGCGCUGGACACCCCUCCACACCCGGACCUCAUCAACAAUGAGAUCUACGUGAUGCACACACUGGCGGCCUCACUCUCCGCCUGCAUCUACCAGUGUCUCUGUGACGGACACAACUACAGCCAUGUGAACCCAUUCACGGGCAGCUCGUACCAGAGUGUCCUGCUUACCCAUCAGCCCUCAGUGCGGAGCGGCAGUGUGGAGGACUCAGUGCUGCCCGACACCAUUCCCUCACAGUGGCCUGGUGUGAGUGUCCUGAUGCGUCUGCUCAGUGCGUCUGGAGAGGAGAAUCAGCCGGGUGUGUCUGUGCUGCUGUGUGAGAUCCUCACUGCAGUCUUCCUCAGUCUGUUCGUUCACGGUUUGGCCACACACUCCACACACCAGCUCUACCGCACCGUUGCGCACCCGCUCAACAGCAGACUCUGGGUGUCUGUGUUCGGCGGCGGCGCUCGCAAUCCUGCACCCCAAAAACCAGGAUCGCCAUCAGUGGAGGAUGCAGAGCGUAGACAGCGGCGUUUCCGUCUGCCUUCAUCGCGCAGUAACUCCAGAGAGACUCCUGACAGCCCGCUCAGCCCCAGACCCUCCGCGACGGAGCCGGAAACAUCCGUGAUUAAAGAGAGAUUCGUUCCCCCGGAGCUCAGCAUCUGGGAUUACUUCAUCGCAAAGCCGUUCGUGCCUCCGUCCGGCAGUGUAGUGGAGUAUGACUCUGAUGACAGCCAGGGCAGAGACUGACAGUGUGAAAGUGCCGCUGGAGUCCACACACACACAG
Messenger RNA from Danio rerio (zebrafish), 6121 nucleotides. The record is from RefSeq and is a predicted model, not a curated record. Lineage: Eukaryota; Metazoa; Chordata; Actinopteri; Cypriniformes; Danionidae.